This is a messenger RNA of Blastomyces dermatitidis ER-3, 7656 nucleotides long. RefSeq lists its product as uncharacterized. The transcript is spliced from 5 exons. Lineage: Eukaryota; Fungi; Ascomycota; Eurotiomycetes; Onygenales; Ajellomycetaceae. The coding region runs from base 1 to 6669 and encodes 2222 amino acids. The record is from RefSeq and is a predicted model, not a curated record.
AUGCUUUAUGCGACCGCUGCGGAGCCGCCGCACAACAACAACAACAACAACAACAACAACAAUGUGCGAUCUAUGCUGAUCGCGCCCGCCAACCCCCCUCCCCCCGCUAAACCAGAGCUCCCCCGUAAGCGCGCUUGGUGCUCUGGAGAUAUAAUGACGAAGUCGCCGGAUGGAUACCAUGCUCGGAAUGGGGGUGGGAGAGGUCGUGAGGCGGUUUCCGAGAGAAGGUCUACGGAGCUGAAGACUGGGUUGCGCCGAGCUGCUGGGUUUUUGACAAUGGACUGUUGCGAAUCGAAGUCUACGACACUACUUGACUCGGCCCACGCCGCAUCAUUAAAAGCCUCCGCAUUGGUCGCCGAAAUGUUACUCUCACUCGACUCUACUCCCCUGCCGUACGGCGCUCCGCCCCCUCCCUACGACAACGUAAUCACAGACAUGCCUCCUGAGUACAUGAGCCGGGAUGAGUUUGCCCAUCGCCGUGUCGAGACCCCAGCAUCUGCGCCCACGAGCGCAGUAUGGACUGAAACCGCAAAGGGGAAUGGCUUGUUACUGGGAGAAGCCGUAACACCACCAGCAAUUGACUUCAACGACGCGUCGAAAUUCCGAUCACAUGCGAAAAAGAAAGGUAAGGCAACGAAAAAGGCUAAUCAGGACAAGUGGAAUGAGCCCGAGAAGGGAGGCGACAAGGGUAAUGCCGCGGGUGGUGAUGGUGAUGGCGGUGGAAACGCAGAUGGUGGUGCCGGAAAUGGUGAUGGUGGCGGCGAUGGUGCUGGUGGAGCUGGUGGAGGUGAUGAUGGUGCGGGUGGUGGAGGCGGGGGCGGGGACGAUGACGAUGGCUGGGAUCUCGGCGGUAGCAAGAAGAAGAAUAAAAAGAAGAAUAAGAAGAAAGAGGAGGAGGAAGAGAAGAAACGCAAAGAGGAGGAGGAGCGCAAAGCAAAGGAAGAAGAGGAGCGCAAAGCAAAGGAGGAGGAGGAGGAGGAGGAGGAAGCAGCAGCCGCAUCCGCAGCCGCUGAUGAUAAUGCAGGUAAUUCUCUCAGCUGGGCUGGCGAUGUAUCCGAGGCUAAUGCGGACGAUGCCUGGGGAGGAUUUACCACGACAACGAAGAAGAAAAAGGGCAAGAAGAACAAGGCAAGUACAGCUGCCGAUCCUCCUACCGCUAAAGAGCCUGCAUCGAACUCGUUUCAGGAUAUAAAUCUAGGUGAUGAACCUCCGCAGUUGGAUUUUUCUCUAGAGAGUGGUGGUGAUACUGGUAAAACCGGGUUCAACUUUGGUGCCUGGGGAAAUAGUUGGAAUACCGGCAACAUUGACCUGAAUCUUGGUGAUACCCAGGCAACCGACGAGAAGAAAGAUGAUGGCACUGAUACCCUGGAUCCAUGGGCUCCCGCUGGAAAAAAGGGGAAGAAAAAGAAUGCAACAACAAAUACCUUCGAGUUUGGCGACUCGGGCGAUGGAAACACCGAGGAGAAAAAGGAGGCUGAGGAUGAUGCGUGGCCAUCUUUCGCCGUCGUUGGUAAAAAUGAUAAGAAGAAGAAGAAAAAGGUCUCUGCUGAUAUAGCUGAAGAACCAGUUCCCGAUCCCGAGCCUGCUCCCGAGCCUGCUCCUGUAGAUGAAUGGAAUUCAUGGUCGACGCCAUCAACGAAGAAAAGCAAGAAGAAAAAGGGGACAAAUUCUUUCGGUGCUAUUGAGGAAACACCACCGGAGCCAGAACCCGAACCCGAACCCGAACCCGAACCCGAACCUGAACCCGAACCUGAACCUGAACCCGAACCUGCACCCGAACCUGCAGCUGAGGAUGAUGCCUGGGGUGCAGUGGGAAAGAGAAACAAGAAGUCAAAGGCGAAAACUGCUGACGAACCUCCCAAGGAGCCCAAUCCACCGCCUGAACCUGUCGUUGAGAAUACUUGGGCAUCUAUCCCAACUAAGAAAGAGAAGAAGAAGAAAAAUAGGGGUAUUACUGAAGAACCAUCGAAGGAAGAGGUACCUGAGCCUGAAGCAGAGCCGAAAGCAGAGCCGGAGAACGAUUGGGGUUGGGCAGCACCGGCAGGAAAUAAAAAGAAGGGCAAGAAAGGAGCUGUAACGGCCGUUACAGAAGAAGACAAGCCAGUUGAGGAGCCUCCUGCGGCCCAGCCCGAGCCCGAACCCCAGCCAGAUCCUGUUGACGACUGGAGCACUUUUGCAACGACGACGUCUGGAAAGAAGAAGAAGGUGAAGAAAGGAGCCGUAGUUGCAGCCGUGGAAGAAGAAAAGCUAGUUGAGGAACCACCGCCUCCUCCACCUGAACCCGAGCCUCAACCAGAUCCCGUUGAGGAUUGGGGUGGGUUUACGACAACGACGAAGAAGAAGAAAGGCAAGAAAAGGGCCGUGGGAGAGGAGCCAGUCCCGGACCCAGCGCCUGAGCCCGCACCGGAGCCCGAGCCAGAAGCAAAGCCAGAAGCUGAUCCCCUUGAGGAGGAUUGGGGAUUCACAGCUACCACUACGAAAAAAAGUAAGAAGGGUAAGAAGGGUGCGGUUGUAGAAGAGGCGCCACCCAAGGUGGAGGAACCAGCCCCAGUCGCCGAAGCAGACAUCUGGGACACGGGGACAUCGAAAAAGAACAAAAAGAAAAGCAAAACGACCAAGACCGAAGAGGGUCCUGCUCCCGAACCUACUCCUGCGGGAGACGAUCUUGAUUGGCUUAAUGAUGACUUAGGCGAUGGCGGCAAAGUUACUAAGGUUGAUUCAAAGAAUUCUAAGGCUAGUGGAGGCUCAGGCGCUGACGGUGAUGGUUGGGGUCUUGGCGGAUGGAGCUUCGGAAGUAAGAAGAAUAAGAAAAACAAGGCAGCCGUUGUUGAAGAAUCGAACAUUGUGCCUGAGGCACCUGCUGUCACCGGGACCACCUCAAUCGAUGCCGUUGACGACUGGUUCGGCACGAAGGGAAGUAAGAAGGACAAGAAAGGGAGACAGGACCCUAUCCCUGAAAAAUCACCGAUAGAGCCAGAACCCGAAAAAGCCACUGCUGUCGCAAAUGACGAAUUUCUUGGCUGGGCUGGCACUACCAGUACGAGUAAGAAAAACAAAAAGAAGGGGACCAAGGCUGCCGAAGAACCACUUCCACCUCCUCCUGUUUCAGAAGCGCCUGAACCUCCAGCUGACGAUGGCUGGGGAAUUUGGGGAACAUCAAAGAGUACGAAGGAUAAAAAGGGCAAAAAAAACAAACUCGUUGAGCCUGAGCCUGAGCCUGAGCCUGAGCCUGAGCCUGAGCAGGAACCUGUACCUGAACCAGAACAAGAACCACCAAAAGUUGACCCUGAACCCCUCGUUGAAGCUGAAGCAGUAGAUCCUUGGGCAGGCCUUACUGCGAAAGAAAGGCGAAAGAAGGAGAGGGAAGCUAAGAAGCAAGCUGCUGCGGCCGCCGAAUCUAAUGAAAACAACGCUGCAAAUGCUGUUUCUACAGAUCUGGUCAGGUCUCCAGCUCUUGAUGACAACUCAUGGGGGAUGUGGGGAGCAGCUGCAGAUAAAAAGAAGGGUAAGAAAGGGAAAGACACCAACGAGCCACCGCCACCUGCUCCAACACCACCAGCUCAGGAUCUUGAGCCCGAACCGGCUGUGGUUGACAUCGAGGGCAUCGAUACGUGGGGCGCAUUCACUGGUUCAGGAGCCAAGACCCCAAAAACCAAGAAAACAUCGCUCUCUCGCACAACCACAACCACGUCGAAAUCACCUAAAGUUGAGGACGGUAAAUCAACCAGGUCCAAAUCCAGAGGGUUUGAAGUUGUGGACGUUACAGAUGAGUUCAAGGGAAAGGAGGAACCCAUGGUCGAGGUCAGUGCAGCCAGGGCAGCAAAAAGCUUCUGGGGAGGCACUUUUGGAACGGCUACGACUACUCCAAUCACCAAGUCAAAGACCUCUAAAUCAAAGGAGGAUGCAAAUAAACAAUCCGUAGAGGCGACCAAAGAUAAACUUGCCGCUGAGGAAACUAAAAAAGGAAGCAAUGCGGACAAUCUGCUGGCUGAUACUGGCGAGCUGGAAGCGGCUAGCGCUACGGGAGCUGACAAAGCAACCGCGCCAAGCGCGCCAACAACGAAGACCACGACGACAUCGACGGGUAGCAUUAAAGUUACCAGCAAAACAUCGGUCGCGGAGCGGAUUAAAUUACUUGAAGAGAGUAAGAAGCGAGAAAAAGAAGCGCUCAAGGAAAAGGAGAAGCUUAAGGCGAAAGAAAAGGCUGCUGCGCAAACAGCUGUUCCCCAGCAGCCAGCUUCCCCACUUGACGUCAAGCCGACCGUAGACCCAGUCGCAAAUGACCCACCCCCAUCCAAAAAAGCAUCAGUUUCAUCAAAAACAAAAUCAUCAACGGUGCCAAGUAAUUCCACGUCAAAGAAAAAUAGCGCUACUGCGGCAGCUACUGCCACGCUGCUCGACGGAUCGAGUACUCCACGCGAUUCGGUUCCUGGUAGUUUCCCGGGCGCAUAUGAGGACGAACUAGUCGAGAUUGUUGAUUUGGCUCCUCCUCCUGAACCAACACCCGUGCAAUCGCAGCCGGUGAAAGCUUCAAAGAAAAGCAAGAAAGCUUCCCCUGUGAAGGCGGUUAUAGUGGAUGAAAUGGCAACUCCCCCUCCACCUCCCCCGGGCCCCGUCCCUCCUGAUGAAAACAAAGAUGCUGAAGCUCCCCCCGAUCGCGCGACAGCGAAACCUGCCAAAAAGGAGCGUCCUCGGGUUGAACGAACAGCUGGAGCUUCUUCAUGGGGAUUUUGGGGCGCUGCUCCCAAGAAACCUGUGAAAAAAGAAACCAAAGCAAAGGACGACGCCGGUCCUUCAUCCCCUUCCACGAAGAAGCCAAAGGAGAAGUCUCCUCCUGCUUUGUCCAGGUCUAAAUCCAUGUCUUCUAAAAAGGGAAAGCCUGCAGAUGCAGAAAAGGAUGUCGAAAAGUCAUCUGGUUCUGACGAGAAACGCAAUAGCACUGCUGUUCGGCCGCGCCAUAGUAGAGGCAUGAGUUUCUCCAACUUCAUGAUGGGAGGUGCGCCACCAGUUAGAACCAAGUCAAUGAAACAAAAUGGCGCUUCAGCGUCGAAGCAUAGCUCAAGACGCCCGUCUAUUGACAUUGAUGACUCAGGUAUUCUUUCUCCCAAUGGCGGCCACGCAGAAAUGUCCGGGAAGGCAGCUAAGUUCAUGGGUGUGAACGGCACCAAAACUCCGAGAAGAGACCCCAAUGGCAAGAAGCGCGCCUCCAGAGCUCCUGACCCGUAUGCGAUCGACGAUGACGAUGACUUGGUGAUGGUCAAUGGAGGGGAUGUACCCGAAGCAUCCUCGCCAAAAGAUUCACCCGUAGAUUCGAAACCUCGUCGGCGUAAAUCUAAACGUGAGCAAAAGCCUAGGAGUGCAGAUGAUGACAUUGUGAUGGUUGAACCAGGGCCCUCAAGCCGUCCUGAGGUAGUAUCUGGCCCUGAGGAUUUAGCGUUUGUGAUCGACCCUCCUAAAGAGCGCGCAAAUUUGAAACGCUCCAAUACUACCGCGACGCCGAAAAAAUCGGAGGGUUUGUUAGGACUGUUUGGCUCAUUUCGCAAACAUGCGGCGCCACCACCAGAGCACUCUCGGUCACGGUCUUAUCGCGAAGAAGAUCUGAGAAAAUCUGCAGAAAUAGACAAAGAAUAUGCCCGUCGUGCUCGACGAGAGAAGCGACGAUCAACUAGAGUGGAGACAGAUGGUGAAGGCUUUACUACGGACGCAGCGCCCGCAACGGAGGCGGAGGAUGCUGAAGCUAGAAGAGCUGAAAGAAGAGCUCGACGUUUGUCAAAGUACGCAGAACAAGAGGCUCGAGAGGCCGAGGAGAGAGAAGCUGAGGAGCGGCGCGCUAAGCGACGAGAAGCUGAAAGGGUUAGGAUUCGUGAAGCACGGGAAAGGCGAGCUAGAGAAGACGAGGAGCGAGAACAACGACAUCGCGAGGAGAAGAGAGCUCGCCGGGCUGCACGGCUACUAGAGGAACAGCAACGCGAAGAAGAAAUUCGGCAAUUGGAAGCGAGGCGCCGCGCACGAGAGGCAGACGAAUUUGGGGAAGACGGGAGACGAGUAAGAUCGGAACGCCAUCGAUCGUAUACAGACAAAGCACGAGAUAAAUAUUCUCAUGAUGAAUACGCUACAGAUCAUCGUAGACAUCGCUCCCAUCGAUCUGGUGAUGAAGCUGCCAAAUCUCGACGGCGAAAAUCUGCCGUUUUGCCAGGGGAAGAGUAUUACACUUCUCGUAAGGGCCACUCCUCGCGCCGUGCUUCUAAUGUACCCUAUCCUGGAAUAGCGGGUGCUGGCAAGGAUAAAACGUCAUCAUGGUUAAAUUCCCAAUUGACUGACCCCCCCGAAGCACCUCCUAUCGUCCCCACCGUGAUCGACGUCCCUGCCCCUCCGGGAGAUCCCCACGUCCACUCCUUGUCAUCUGAAGAGGAAGCAAGACGCUCUGCCCGCCGCAAGGCGCGACGACACUCUAAGUACAACGGCGUUGAUGAUGCCGAAGCCACAGAACGGCGAGCCAGACGCCACGAACUCCGGCAUUCAGUACGCGGUCCUCUCAAGAGCAGUGAGGGCAGUGGGGAGGGUGACCGCUAUGGCGAUCGUUAUGCUUCCGACUACCAUCGGCAUUCAUCGUACGCCAACGGCGCUCCGAAACGAUCCAGCUGGUUCAAGAAAAUUACAAAUUUGUAGAGGUGUCCUUUCGCAGAUUCGACUUGAAACAGCUGGAUGCUUGUUUCUCUCUGGAAAUUGACUUUCUUGGGCACAGCCUUUCUCUCUUGGCUCUCGAUUUUUCUUCUUGGUGUCCUUGUCACACGAGUGUGUGUUGCCGCAACAAAUGCGGGCAAUGUAGCCGCUUAGGUGCGGCUGGGUACAGAACUGCAUUAUCUCCGAGGUGUGCCAUGCUUCGUUUUGGACACGACAUUUAUUUACCUUUAAUAAUGGAGGGUUUCUGUCAUACGGUUUAUGUCAUUUUAUGUAUUAUGAAUUUUGGUUUGUUUGCCCAGUUUUGCGGCCGAUAUUUGUUUUCCUAAGUUGAUUUUUUGAUUUUUUCUUGUUCUUCUGCUUUCUUUUUGGAUUCCCACUUUCCAUCGCAGUUCAUGUUCAAAUCAGCCAAACAAGGCAAAGUAAUGUGGCUAGUGGAUCGGCCAGGGUUUGUUUUUGGUCGAACCGUUGUUUUUGGCGUUUGUCUUUUUUCCUUCCGCGAUACCCACCCAGUUUGGCACAAAUAAAUCCCCGCGGAUAUUCCUUGCUAACGUAUAUAUAUGAUGUUGUGCCGCUCCUCUCUAUGCUUUUGUUUUCUUUAUCUCCGUUAUAUUGUCCUUAUUCUCGCUUUUAUUCGCAUAUACUCCGUCUGUUGGCUAUUUACAUUCAUUAUUUCCUUCCACUACUCAUGGUUAUCUCGCUUUCUUUUACUCCCCAAUUUCCCAAUACUUUAUUUCUUGGUUCAAAUUAUAUAUGGCAAGUAGGUAUUGUGGUAUGCUUGGGCAUGUCCAUAUUGCAUUAUCAUCUGGAGGUCGGUCAGGAGGUUGGGAGGUCAGGCUCGGUCCGGUUUAUUGUGCAUUAUAUGGAUUUUGGCGGGACAAUCAUUGGGCGGGUUAGGAUGAGAUCAAGAUUGGCAGGGCAUAUUAUGGGGCUUCUUUUCCUGGCUCAGGAUUUUUUUUUUUUUUUUUUUUUUUU